Messenger RNA from Pollicipes pollicipes, 636 nucleotides. RefSeq names its product NPC intracellular cholesterol transporter 2 homolog a. Bases 15 to 257 code for a protein of 80 amino acids. The record is from RefSeq and is a predicted model, not a curated record. Lineage: Eukaryota; Metazoa; Arthropoda; Thecostraca; Pollicipedomorpha; Pollicipedidae. The transcript is spliced from 2 exons.
AGGAGAUUGUCAGCAUGAAAUCAAUGAUAUUUGGCCUUCUCGACAACAUCCCAAUACCACUGGAUUACGAUAAUCAGAUGUGCAGCCAGAUGCUCGCCGGCCGCUGCCCAGCCAAGGCGGGCCAGGAGCUGACGUAUGCCGUGGACCUGCCCGUCGCCGCCGACAUGCCGGCCGUCGGUAUCACGCUCGAGUGGCACAUCACCGACCAGCACGACGCCACGGUCCUCUGCGCCCUGGUGCCGGCACAGUUCACCUGAACAGGGCAGGGCAGUGGCGGCCGUGGGCCGCGGGACCUGGCCCGUCUCGGCCGGCGGAGAGCCGACGGGGUCGCGGAGGACGUGAGGGUGCAAGAUGAACAGCGAAGGGACGCUAGACGUGCUCGGCGGGCAGUGAGCUUGCUUGCGAUCGGCGUCCGUGGGAUCUUGUGCUGUCCGCAUUUGAUUUACCGGUUUAUGGGUGCGUGAUCACCAAGAAGCAGUGUUCAAUAACAGAACACGGAAGGUAAACGCCACACGGAUCUACACAUGUGAGCGAUGGGCGCAAAAUGACCCUAGACGUCGACGCGCCCUAAAACCCCAAUCACAACAUGUGAGCGAAAAUGUGGUGCGCGUUAUCCACGAAGGUACACAAUAAAAA